Molecule: messenger RNA, 3426 nt
Organism: Anolis sagrei ordinatus
Lineage: Eukaryota; Metazoa; Chordata; Lepidosauria; Squamata; Anolidae
Gene: PDE3B
Product: phosphodiesterase 3B
Biological process (GO): signal transduction
Cellular component (GO): membrane
Molecular function (GO): calmodulin-activated 3',5'-cyclic-GMP phosphodiesterase activity; protein kinase B binding
Source: RefSeq, a predicted model, not a curated record
CCGCCUCUUUGUAAGCUCCUUCAGAGCGGAGGGGAGCUGUGCUGCCGCUCGGUCCCUUCGGGAUCCUCCUCCUCCUGCUUCGAAAAGAUGAGGCGAGCGCCGGGCGGGAGGCGAAGCAGCUGACGGGCGAGCGAGUGGGCCGCGCCAUGAAGGGAGAGAAGGAGGAAGGGGAAGGCGCGCCUUCCCACAAACUUCCGAGGAACGGCUUCGUGAAGGGCUGCGCGGCGGGCCCUCCCCGGAGAAGCCUCGCGGGCGCGCCGUCCUGGUGGUGGCGGGCGCUGCUGGGGGCACUGCUGGGCUCGGCGCUGGCGCUGCUGGUGGUGCUGCUCCUGUGGGCGGGGGAGGCCGGCCCCCCGCUAACGCUGCGCCUGCUGGGCCUGGGCCAGUGCCUGAGCCCGCUCUUCAGCCUGGCCUGCGCCUUCUUCUUCCUCACGGGCUACUUGUCCCGCGACGAGGCCGGGCGGUGGCUGCUGGCGCUGCCGCUGUGCUGCUUCGCGGGCGAGGCGGCGGCGGCGGCGCUGCGCUGGUGCCCCGAGGGCGAGGCGGAGCUGCGGGCCGUGCCCGGGCGCCUGCUGGCCUCGCUGGGCGCCGUGGCCGGGCUGGCCCUCCUCCAGCGCGGGCUCCGGCUCCGGCGCAGCCUCCUCGUGCUGCUCUUCGCCGCCCUCGCUUGGCUCCUCGCCCUCGCCUCACUCCGCUCGCUCCCGCCCGCCCUCCGGCCCCUGCUCGCCGCCGCCGCCGGCCUGGCCGGCACCUCCCUCGCCCUGCUCCUCCAAGGCAAGGGCGCGCGGCGGCGGAGGGGCGGACCCUUCCUCCCGGCGAACCCCUCCGGCUCGCCCCCCGCACAGACACACCAGCCCUCCUGGCCCCCCCCCGCCGCCGCCGCCGCCGCCGAGGAGAAGGUGCCCGUCAUCCGGACCAGCGGCGGCGGAAGCAGGAGGAGAUCCAGCUGCGUCUCCCUCGGCGAGACCACCUCCGGCGGUUACUUCGGCAGCUGCAAAAUACACCGCAGACCCUCGCUGCCUUGCAUCUCCAAGGAGCAGAUGAUUCUUUGGGACUGGGAUUUAACUCACUGGCAUAAACCUUACUAUCAGAAUGCUUGCAGUGGAAAUAGAAUUGAUCUUUCUAUACUAAAUGAGACUCGCAACAUGGUGUCUGAUCUCCUGAACGAUCCAGUCCUUCCACCUCAUGUGAUCUCUUCACUUCGAAGUAUCAAUAGCUUAAUAAGUACUUUCUCAGGCACAUGCAAACCAAAGCUUAACCUGUUUACUCCCUUUCCGGGGUUUUAUCCAUAUCCAGAAAUGGAAGACUCAUCUGAAAGAGGAGAUCGUAAACUGCAUAAGACAAUGAACAGCCGAAAUAGUUUGCCAACUCCACAGUUAAGGCGGAGUUCAGGAGCAACAAGUUUACUGCCUAUUGAACCAUCUUCUAGGUGGGAUCGCAGUAAUGGCAAACGAGUACAUCUUGAGUAUAAUUCUUCAAGCCAAGGAUCUUACCCUAAUGGACCUCUUAACACAAACUUGUUGACAAUACCAAAACAAAGAUCAUCUUCAGUGACUUUGGCUCACAGUAUAGGAUCAAAACGAGCUGGAACUUCCCAGAAUCCAAUUCCUGUGACUUCUCCUAGUAGUGGAUUUCUCUUUGGUGGAUACCACAGGUCACCUGUAGAAUUUCCUGACACUGCUGAUUUUCUUACUAAGCCAAGCAUUAUGAAUAAAUCUUUGGGAUGCACAUUUAGUUCUUCAGAUUUUCAACAACAAAUUAGAACAUCUUCACAUUAUACAUGUAGCAGUUGUGGACGACUAAUAUUCAAGUCAGUUGCUACUUCAUUAUCUGAAUCUGUAGCAGAAUACCAAAACCACAAAACAGGUGACGAUGGAAAUACAGAUGUUUCAAAAGAUUCAACCCACUUUAUAGAGAAACAGCAGAGUGAAACAGGAGAAAUAAAAAAUCACAAUAAUUUGUUGGAGGAUGAUCAUUCAUUAGAAUUGAUGGCAAUAGAAGACCAUGAUUCAUUAAUAGAGAAAAUGAACACUUGGAAUUUCCAAAUAUUUGAUCUUGUGAAAAGAAUGGGAAACAAAUCUCAAAGAAUCCUUAGUCAGGUUGCAUUCACGUUGUUUCAAGACACCAGUUUAUUUGAAAGUUUCAAAAUUCCAACUCAGCAAUUCAUGAACUACUUUCGAGCAUUAGAAAAUGGUUACCGAGACAUUCCCUACCACAAUCGAAUACAUGCCACAGAUGUUCUUCAUGCUGUGUGGUAUCUUACAACAAGACCUAUUCCUGGAUUUCAGCAAAUACACAGUGGUGCUAUGACAGCAGCUGACAGUGAUACAGAAAAUGGUAUUUUAGCUGGCCAUGUUUCCUAUGUUUCCUCCAAGAGCUGCCCAAUUCUUGAUGAAAACUAUGGAUGCUUAGCUUCAAACAUUCCAGCCUUAGAAUUAAUGGCUUUGUAUGUAGCAGCAGCUAUGCAUGAUUAUGACCAUCCUGGUCGUACAAAUGCUUUUUUGGUAGCUACAAAUGCUCCUCAGGCUGUGUUAUAUAAUGACAGAUCAGUUCUGGAAAAUCAUCAUGCAGCUUCUGCAUGGAGCCUCUUUUUAUCUCAACCAGAAUACAACUUCCUGCCUGAUCUUGAUCAUGUACAAUUCAAACGAUUUCGAUUCUUAGUUAUUGAAGCAAUCCUUGCAACAGACCUCAAGAAACAUUUUGAUUUCCUUGCAGAAUUUAAUGCCAAGGUUAAUGAUAUAAAUGGUCAUAGUAUUGAGUGGAGCAGUGAGAGUGAUCGGCUAUUAGUGUGUCAGAUAUGCAUCAAGCUGGCAGAUAUCAAUGGUCCAGCAAAAGUUAGAGAUUUACAUUUGAAAUGGACAGAGGGUAUUGUGAAUGAGUUUUAUGAACAGGGAGAUGAAGAGGCAAGUUUGGGAUUACCCAUAAGCCCUUUUAUGGAUCGACAUUCUCCUCAGCUUGCAAAAUUACAAGAAUCUUUUAUUACUCAUAUUGUUGGUCCCCUCUGUAAUUCCUAUGAUGCAGCUGGGUUGCUUCCUGGCCAGUGGAUUGAUGAAAAAGAUGAUAAUGAAAGUUCUGAUGAAUAUGAUGCAGAAGAAUUGGAUAGUGAAGACGACGAAAUUGGUGACUUUGGCACAAAGCUACAAAGAAGAAAAAGACGGCGGAUAUUUUGUCAACUAAUACACCAUUUGAAUGAAAAUCACAAGAUAUGGAAGAAGAUAGUUGAAGAAGAAGAAGAACUAAAUAAAUCAGAAGAGAGUAAGCAGGCAGAGAAUACAUCCUUAGGUCAAUCAGAUGAAAUUCAGGUUAUCGAGGAAGCCGAUGAAGAAGAGGAACACCAUCAGGGGGAAGAGAACACUUUUUAAGAACUCAGUAUGGUAAAUAUCACCAAUCCAGACAGUAUACAGUCUUUAGAUUGAGAUAGUUGAC